AUGUGCGAUUCACGUCAUGGCCUUCUUUACGGCUACGGUACUGCUGGUUUCCGCCUCAAGGCCCACCUUCUCACCUCAGUCGUUUUCCGCGUUGGAUUGCUCGCUGCCGUCCGCUUGAAGAAGCUGAAUGGCCAGACUAUUGGUGUCAUGAUCACUGCUUCUCACAACCCUGCAGAGGACAAUGGUGUCAAGCUUGUUGAUCCCCAGGGUGAGAUGUUGGAGGGAAGCUGGGAAGCGUAUGCUACUCUCCUCGCCAACGCUCAGACUGACAAUGAGCUUGUCGUCACGACCACCAAGACCGACAUGGGCGUCAAGGCCAAUGUGAUCUUUGCUAAGGACACGCGUUCCUCUGGUCCUAGUUUCGUCGCUGCGCUCCAGGCUGGUCUUACCGCCAUGAGCUCCGAGUACAAGGACUACGACAUUUUGACUACUUCUCAUCUUCACUACCUCGUCCGCUGCAUCAACACCGCUGGUACUCCGGCCGAGUACGGUGCUCCUACUGAGCCUGGUUACUACAAGAAGUUGGGUAAGGCCUUCAGGACACUGAUGGACGGGAAGACUCGUCUCAGCCCUGUGUUUGUGGACUGCGCCAACGGUGUGGGUGCACCAAAAUUGAGAGAGUUGAGCAGGGUCGUCGGUAAGGACAUCUUGGACGUGCAAAUCGUCAACAGCGACAUUGAAAACCCCUCAAAGCUCAACUCCCAGUGCGCUUCCCCUCAGGACCGCUGUGCCUCCUUCGAUGGUGACACCGAUCGAGUUGUCUACUACUACCUUGACCAAGACUCCACCUUCCACCUCCUCGACGGUGACAAGAUUGCUUCCCUCGCUACCAUGUUCAUCCAGGAUCUCGUCAAGUCCGCAGGUCUGGAAGAGGAGAUCAAGGUCGGUGUCGUGCAGACCGCGUACGCAAAUGGUGCGUCUACGGUUUACUUGCAGAAGGUCUUCGGUGUCCCUGUCACUUUCACGCAUACUGGUGUCAAGCACCUCCACCACACUGCGCAGCGCUAUGAUGUUGGUGUCUACUUUGAAGCGAAUGGACACGGUACCGUUCUUUUCUCCCCCGCUACUCUCAGUAUCAUUGAGGCUGCUAAGCCUCAGAGCCCUGCUCAGCACACCGCAUUGCAGAGCUUGCGUGCGUUAUCUGAGUUGAUUAACCAGACUGUCGGUGAUGCUCUCUCUGACCUCCUCAUGGUCGAGGCAAUCCUUGCGCACAAGGGCUGGGGACCCAUGGAGUGGGAUGAUGCCUACACUGACCUCCCUAACCGACUGGUUCGUGUUGUCGUCAAGGAUAGACAUGCCUUCUCCACCACUGACGCUGAGCGAAGACUCGUCUCCCCCGCCGGUAUCCAAGAUCGUAUCAAUGCUCUUGUUGCCAAGUACAAGGGUGGUCGUGCGUUCGUCCGCGCAUCUGGUACGGAGGACGCGGUUCGUGUAUAUGCUGAGGCUGGAACGAGGAGUGAGGCCGAUGAGUUUGCGUGCAAGGUUGCUGGGUUGUUGACGGACUACUAA
Molecule: messenger RNA, 1509 nt
Organism: Saitoella complicata NRRL Y-17804
Lineage: Eukaryota; Fungi; Ascomycota; Saitoellomycetes; Saitoellales; Saitoellaceae
Product: Phosphoacetylglucosamine mutase
Exons: 4
Coding region: 1-1509 (502 amino acids)
Biological process (GO): UDP-N-acetylglucosamine biosynthetic process; carbohydrate metabolic process
Molecular function (GO): phosphoacetylglucosamine mutase activity; magnesium ion binding
Source: RefSeq, a predicted model, not a curated record